Molecule: messenger RNA, 261 nt
Organism: Lathyrus sativus (Indian pea)
Lineage: Eukaryota; Viridiplantae; Streptophyta; Magnoliopsida; Fabales; Fabaceae
Source: the annotation of a GenBank genome assembly
AUGCUCCAUCAGUUUAAUCCUUUUGUAAUUAGGUUCAGACAACUGUCACAACUUCCAAAUAUUGGUGAAUGUAGCUUCAUACUUAAAGAGCGUCCAAGUAAUCUCCAUCAAUAUAAUCUUCCAACUACAGAACAAGUUGCGAAAAUUAUUGUUGGAGGAGAUUCAUAUUCUAUGGAAUAUGGAAGGGAUAUUAAUGUCAUUCGUCAUGAUGAAAAUCUAAAGAAAGUUCAAGAGACAAAGGGAUAUUAUGAUCUGUUGUAG